GUUUUCAUACGCGACGCUUGCUGUCGUCAUUGAGACGCGACAAACGUUCCGCACGUGUGUGUUUGCAGUGUCGAUGAGGAUUUUAAAGUCAAACUGAAGAGAGAUGGAGAGGAGGGAGGAAGAGGAGGAGGAGGAGAGGAAGACUACGGCUCAGACAGAGGUGGAGGCUCCAGAGAGAAGAGGUGAUGAUGAAGAGGAGGCUGCAGAGAGAGGUGAUGAUGAUGAAGAUGGGGAUGAAGAGGAGGAGGAGAAGGCUGCAGAGAGAGGAGGUGAUGAGGAGGAGGAGGAGGAGGAUGGUGAUAAAGAUGCUGCAGGGAUGAAGAAGGCUAAACAGAAAUCUGUCAGAGUGACUUCCUGUCCAGACAGGAAGUGUGUUCCAGGGAUUAUCUACCUGGGUCACAUUCCUCCGAGGCUCCGCCCCAAACACCUGAGGAACAUGCUGUCGGUGUACGGAGAGAUCGGACGCGUCUUCCUUCAGCCGGAGGAUGGACAGGUGAGGAGGAGGAAGAGGAAGUCGGGGUUGAGGAGGUGUGACUUCACUGAAGGGUGGGUGGAGUUUCGAGAUAAACGUGUGGCGAAGAAAGUGGCCUCGUCUCUCCACAACACGCCGAUGGGAAGCAGGAAACGCCAGCGCUUCUCCUCCGACCUCUGGUGCAUCAAGUACCUGCACAGGUUCCAGUGGACUCACCUGAGCGAGCGGCUGGCCUACGAGCAGACGGUUCUCCAGCAGAGACUCAGGACUGAAGUGUCUCAGGCAAAGAGAGAAACAAACUUCUACCUGAACAACGUGGAUAAGAGCGCUCACCUGGACAAGCUGAGGAGGAAGAGACAGAGAGACGGACAACAGGUGGACGACAGGACGUGGGACUUCACUCAGCGUCAGACGGAGGAGGAGAUCCAGAUGAAGAAGAAGAAGAGGAAAGACACCGUUUCCCAGAAGCACCUGGACAAGGCCCGCCUCAUACAGCAGAAGAGCCAAUCGAAUGUCUCGCUGUUAGCCAAGAUAUUCAACUCCAGCCAACAAGAGUAACAGCAGACAGACAGCUGUUGGACAAGAUUGUUUCCAUGGAAACAGGAAGCGGAUUGUAAAGAACUGGUGCUGACAUGCCCACAUUCCCCAACCAAUCACAGGCCAGUCUCAGCAGGGGGCGGGGCCGUCUGAGUUCUGUUCCCACCUACCGAUCUUUUCCAGCCUUCUGUACCUGCCUUAAAGAGCUCGUGGAGUCUCAUCAGUCUUAGUUAUUACCUCUCUGAUUCGUCAGUUACAGAUCACCAGUUUCACAGUGUCUGUCUGACAUCCUCAUCUUUUACCUGUGCAGGUGCUCAUCCUGUCACCACACCUUCACAUCUCUCUGUAUAAAGUGUUGUAAAUAAAUCUACAAUCAUGUGACAGACUUAAUAACUCA
Messenger RNA from Epinephelus lanceolatus (giant grouper), 1406 nucleotides. It is a transcript of the gene abt1, whose product is annotated as activator of basal transcription 1. Gene Ontology annotation, cellular component: nucleolus. NCBI's taxonomy places the organism in Eukaryota, Metazoa, Chordata, Actinopteri, Perciformes, Serranidae. Gene Ontology annotation, biological process: endonucleolytic cleavage to generate mature 5'-end of SSU-rRNA from (SSU-rRNA, 5.8S rRNA, LSU-rRNA); small-subunit processome assembly; endonucleolytic cleavage in ITS1 to separate SSU-rRNA from 5.8S rRNA and LSU-rRNA from tricistronic rRNA transcript (SSU-rRNA, 5.8S rRNA, LSU-rRNA). The record is from RefSeq and is a predicted model, not a curated record. Gene Ontology annotation, molecular function: RNA binding.